AUGCAACAACCUCUCACUUAUGGCUCUCAUAUCUGUUUGAAGUUGAAAAGACCGGUCAAUGUAUGCUUAUAUCCGAAGAAUACGGAGGAGAUCCAUGAAGCCUCUCCAUCCUAUUUUAUGAUGGAACGAAAGGAAGAAGGCUCUCUUGUAUUUUCUGAAAAGACUGGAUAUAGCGGUUCCGAUGCUGAUACCUUUAUGGUUACCAUGCCCGGAGGUUUGUUAGCACCCGAUGUAAAGCCUAUUCAUUACGGAGAGCCCUUUUGUAUCAAACAUGUGGCAAGCCAGAAAUUUGUGGUUGUUGCAGGCUCGGAAGGAAAACAUUUGGAUUGCAUCUUUGAUUUUGUAUGUGCCAAAGGUGAGGAAGAAAUGUGUUUUGUGAGGAGGGAGAACCCUUUUGAGAAAAAUUCAGAUGAAAUUGUAGACUGGUCUGAAACCAAUAAUGCUGACAUUAUUCUUCGGUUGGGAGAUGGCUCCGAUCACUAUCCCUAUGUGUUUGUAUCUUGUGCCAGCAUGGAGAAUCUGAGAGUUGCCAAAUUAAUUUCGGAACCUGAGCAUGCCUGUGUUUCAUCUGUAACAAUAUUACGAGAAUUUACUACUGACCAGUAUGACGAAAAGAAAUAUGGAAGAUUUGCAUGUCUCUUGAAGAAUCAUUUGAUAAAAGAGGGUGAAUACACAGGGGCUCAUCAAGCCUUAAUUUUUGACUCUCAUGCGCAACAAAUUUUGAGCCUAUUGCCAAUUCCCCAAAACGAAGAAGAGAAUUUGCUUGUCCCCUCAUGUGACGAGCUCUCAAACUUGUUUCAUACCAUUGUGAAAAGGGAACACCUUUCAAAACAAGUAGCAAAAAUUACUCUGUUAGGCAAUGAAUUUAUCAUUCCAGAAGAGAAGGAAAUGCUUCUCAUGCUCUUAAAGAAAGCCUAUGUAGAUUCAUGCGCAGUUUGGCGUGCAACUCGAACCCUCAGUGGCGACACACAACUACGAGUGCUUGCCACAGUGAUUGACGAGAGGUAUCUUGUGUUGACAAACUGUGCAAACGACUUGGAAGCCUUCAUGAGAGGUCGUUCCUUAAUGGCAUUAUUGGUUAAACGAAGUGUCGACAACGGAAAGUUAUUAGACUUUUAA
Naegleria fowleri is the source of this 1119-nucleotide messenger RNA. RefSeq lists its product as uncharacterized. The transcript has a single exon. Bases 1 to 1119 code for a protein of 372 amino acids. Lineage: Eukaryota; Heterolobosea; Eutetramitea; Acrasida; Naegleriidae. The record is from RefSeq and is a predicted model, not a curated record.